Messenger RNA from Drosophila sechellia, 1412 nucleotides. Its product is annotated as paramyosin. The coding region runs from base 59 to 1339 and encodes 426 amino acids. NCBI's taxonomy places the organism in Eukaryota, Metazoa, Arthropoda, Insecta, Diptera, Drosophilidae. The transcript has 5 exons. The record is from RefSeq and is a predicted model, not a curated record.
UUAAACCGAUACACAACUCUGCUGUGAAAAAUAAUAUGAUUCCAAACACACAACAAAUAUGACACAACACGAAAAUCAGCAAGCCAUUCUCAGCAACUUUGUGCGGGAAAUGUCUGAAGGAGUGGAUCGACUGAUACGGGAUCAGGCCGAACUGAAGGUCCACCUCAACGAAGUUCUAGAUGAAAACCGCCGGCUGGACAGCGAGUUGGCCAAAUGCAGGAGCAUCCUGGCUGGCAGCGAUUACCAGGAGCUCAAGCAUCGCCUUCAACUGAGCAACAAGGCUUUGGACGCGUCCAAGAAGCAGGUGGAUGAGCUUAUCAAGGAACGGAACAGCCUGCAAACCAUGCAUAAUCUCUCCAAACAGACCAUCGAAACCAUGGAGAUGGAUCUUAAGAAUUAUCGCGUCCAAUUGAAAAUGUCUGGAGAUGACCAGGUCAUACAGCGGUACUCGAAGAUCGUCAAAGUGCUGGAGGCAAAAGUGGAGGACCAGCAGAAGGAGAUACGCACGCAGGCGGAGACCAUAAAGGCCCUGCACGAUCACAAGCAGCACAGCGGGUUGCAACUGCAGCAGCUGCAUGCUCAACUGAAGGAUAGCCAGCAGAGUCAAUCCAAGGUGUCCGUCCUGCAGAAGCAACUUAAGGAGUACGAAAUGUCGCUGAGCCACACCCACAAUUUGCUCAUGGAGAGCACAAGACGGGAAACCGCCGCCAUGCGCAAGGUCGAGGAGGCUAUCAUACUCAGCGAAGAGGCAAACAAGGAGAAAAUAGACGCCACUAAGCUGGCCGAGACCUACAAGGAGGAGAUGACCCAUCUAGCCUCCAAUAUCGGUACCAUAAUGGAUGAGGCCUCCACACGCGUGGACGUUGAAGUGGGCCAUCUGAAGAAUAUGCUCAAGCAAAAGGACAUUAUAAUUACCACGACUAAGGAGAAGCUGAAAAAACUGGCUGUCGAUCAUAAGUCGGUGGUCCACAUGCUGGAGACCCGGAGCAAUCGCCUGGAGCAAAAGUACAAGGAGGUGUUGAAGCAGAACGAUAAGCUGGAGGCCGAGUUGGAGGCAACUUGCCGGCGACUUGGCGAGCUGGAGCGAUCCGUUACUGAAGUUUACGGUGGAGAUGCCGAAGAUGCCAGGAUAAAAAUGUUCUAUAAGUCUCAAAUGGAUCGCUGCAUAAUGGAUCAUAAGAAGAUGAAGGAGAAAUAUCGCGAGGGCAUGGAGGACAUCACGCAGCGCUUCGAAUCGGAAAUUUACAAGUUAAGGGAGGAGAACUCCGUGCUGCUGGCGGAAAACGAACUGCUUAAGAGCGGGGCCGCAGGCGAUAGCUCCAAGCAGAGUGGUCACUGAUUUUACGGUUGUACAAAGAUAUAUUUUAUGAUCACUCUCGUACAUAAUAAAUUAGUUAUACGAGAUCACACUA